AUGGUUGACCUUACACCCGACUUUCGCAAAUUAGUUAAUGAAAUUUCAAACUCAAGCACAGAGAACGGCAUAAAAAAACGCCUCGAUGUUCUUCCGCCAGUCAAAAAGAAUGUACGGGAAGUGCAAGAUGAAUUCUUGAAGGAAGCUUAUCGAAUA
This is a messenger RNA of Racocetra persica, 156 nucleotides long. The record is from the annotation of a GenBank genome assembly. NCBI's taxonomy places the organism in Eukaryota, Fungi, Glomeromycota, Glomeromycetes, Diversisporales, Gigasporaceae.